Messenger RNA from Glycine soja, 2454 nucleotides. Its product is annotated as threonine synthase, chloroplastic-like. Lineage: Eukaryota; Viridiplantae; Streptophyta; Magnoliopsida; Fabales; Fabaceae. The transcript has a single exon. Gene Ontology annotation, cellular component: cytoplasm. Gene Ontology annotation, molecular function: threonine synthase activity; pyridoxal phosphate binding. The coding region runs from base 158 to 1723 and encodes 521 amino acids. The record is from RefSeq and is a predicted model, not a curated record. Gene Ontology annotation, biological process: L-cysteine biosynthetic process.
UUGCUUGCUAAAGCGUUUUUUUUUGGGUGCAAAUUAGUUCGAUGCCCGAGUUAUCAUAAGGUAAGCCCAAAUGCUAUCACAGGAAAUUAAUUCUGCUUGAUUUGUUUAAACAAAAAUAAUUGAAAAGCAUAAAGCAUUACUCCAUUCCACACUGUCGAUGGCUUCCUCAUCUCUUUUUCAGUCUCUCCCUUUCUCUCUCAAAACCACUAAACCCUACGCGCUUCCCAAACCCGCCGCCAAUUUCGUAAUCCGCGCCCAAUCCCCCCUCACUCAGAACACCAACGCCGCCUCCUCCGCCUCCAAGCAUCGCCGCCCCGCCGACGAGAACAUCCGCGACGAGGCCCGCCGCAUCAAUGCUCCCCACGACCACCACCUCUUCUCGGCCAAAUACGUCCCUUUCAAUGCCGACCCUUCCUCCUCCACGACGGAGUCCUACUCGCUCGACGAGAUCGUCUACCGCUCCCAAUCCGGUGGCCUCCUCGACGUCCAGCACGACAUGGACGCCCUCAAGCGCUUCGACGGCGAGUACUGGCGCAACCUCUUCGACUCUCGCGUCGGCAAGACCACCUGGCCCUACGGCUCCGGCGUCUGGAGCAAAAAAGAGUGGGUCCUCCCUGAGAUCCACGACGACGACAUCGUCUCCGCCUUCGAAGGAAACUCCAACCUCUUCUGGGCCGAGCGUUUCGGCAAACAGUUCCUCGGCAUGAACGAUUUGUGGGUCAAACACUGCGGAAUCAGCCACACCGGCAGCUUCAAGGAUCUCGGCAUGACCGUCCUCGUUAGCCAGGUCAACCGCUUGAGAAAAAUGAAUCGCCCCGUCGUCGGUGUCGGUUGCGCCUCCACCGGUGACACCUCCGCCGCUUUAUCUGCUUAUUGCGCUUCGGCGGCGAUUCCUUCCAUUGUGUUUCUGCCUGCUAAUAAAAUCUCGCUUGCUCAACUUGUUCAGCCUAUUGCCAAUGGUGCCUUUGUGUUGAGUAUCGACACUGAUUUUGAUGGUUGCAUGCAGUUGAUCAGAGAGGUCACUGCUGAGUUGCCUAUUUAUUUGGCUAACUCUCUCAACAGUUUGAGAUUGGAAGGGCAGAAAACUGCUGCUAUUGAGAUUCUGCAGCAGUUUGAUUGGCAGGUUCCUGAUUGGGUCAUUGUGCCUGGUGGCAACCUUGGCAACAUUUAUGCCUUUUACAAAGGCUUCAAGAUGUGUCAAGAGCUUGGUCUUGUGGAUAAGAUUCCAAGGCUUGUUUGUGCCCAGGCUGCCAAUGCUGAUCCUUUGUAUUUGUACUUUAAAUCCGGCUGGAAGGAGUUUAAGCCUGUGAAGUCAAGCACUACCUUUGCCUCUGCCAUUCAAAUUGGUGAUCCUGUUUCCAUCGACAGGGCGGUUCACGCCCUAAAGAGUUGCGAUGGGAUCGUGGAGGAGGCCACCGAGGAGGAGUUGAUGGAUGCUACGGCGCAGGCAGAUUCCACUGGGAUGUUUAUCUGCCCCCACACUGGGGUUGCUUUGACUGCUUUGUUUAAGCUCAGGAACAGUGGGCUUAUUAAGGCCACUGAUAGGACUGUGGUGGUUAGCACUGCUCAUGGCCUCAAGUUCACUCAGUCCAAGAUCGAUUACCAUUCUAAGGACAUCAAGGACAUGGCUUGCCGCUAUGCUAACCCUCCCAUGCAAGUCAAGGCUGAUUUUGGGUCGGUUAUGGAUGUUUUGAAGACGUAUUUGCAGAGUAAGACUCAUUAGGUUAGCAUUGCAACUUUUUCUCCUCUCUUCCUGAGUUUGCUGCUGAUUAUUUACUUACUAUUAUUAGCCACUUCUACUCCUGUUUUGUCUUUUCUAUAAGCUAGGUUUGAGUAUUGUAGUAAUUUGCCUGCUGCAUUAUGUAUGCUGUGCUCCAUAUUGGGGCAUCUUAGUAUUUGUUGUAGAUUUUCUUUGUUGAGCAUUUAAUAUAAUAGCUCAAGUAGAAAAAAAUUAAUUGGAUACAAUGAGGGAGGAAUGCACAUUGUUGGCUUGUUAUUACUGGAUUCCAGACCAGACCACGCCAUCCCCAAAAGAAAAUAAUUCCAAAAAAUAUAAUUAGAACAGAUUUCUUUCACUUUCAUGUUAUGCUGUUGGCAUUAAGCUAAGUGUGGGUAUUACCAAGCAACUCUAUGCAAUCUGUGACAAGUAAUUAAAUCAAGAAAUAAAAAAUUACAGCGAAGGAGCGGCAUUGUUGGACUGAGUCACAUUGCUAUGUAGUCAUAUUUCGUUGAAUUAAGUGAAGGCAGCACUACAGCUAUUAAUUGAUGCCACACACAUUGAAGUAGUAGGCAAUUUAUACGCUCCAUCUUGUACUUUCUAGUUCCUACACAAAUGAAUUUUUCUUUGCCAUCAAGUAAUAGUAUUUUAUUGUAUCAAGCUUGCGUAUAAAAGGCCAUCAAUUUUAUCGUGUGAUGUACGAAUGGAGUUGAAUGAAAUAUAGUGUGUUGAAUACC